UCUAUCUCUUGCUCGCUCCCCGCCGCCGGUGAGUGAGACCUCUCAGGGGCAGCGCAGCGAUGGCAUCUUCAACGGGGACUCCGUCGGACGGCGGAGGGGAUAGGCCGUGGCAAUCUUACCACACUGCAUACACCAACGCCAAAGCGGGAAUGGAGGGAGUUGACAAGGAGAAGGUGCAGAGGGUAAUAUAUGAAAUGAGCAAGGGCUCAAAAUAUUUUGAGAAUGAGCAGAAGAAGGAGGCAAUUACCAAGCUAAAAAUUGAGCAUCUGCGUGGACAGUGCGCAAAGUUAACUGAUAAUGACAUAUCACAUUUUCAGAAGGUUGCUGAAAAGAAAAUUUUAGAGUUGGAAGCUUCACGAGAUCUUUCAAAGAUAUGGCUUCACACUGACAUGGAUGCCUUCUAUGCUGCUGUUGAGACAUUAGAAAAUCCGUCCCUGAAGGGAAAACCUUUGGCAGUAGGUAGCAUGUCUAUGAUAGCUACUGCCAGUUACGAGGCGCGUAAAUUUGGAGUCCGUGCAGCAAUGCCUGGUUUUAUUGGAUGUAAACUGUGUCCUGACUUGGUUUUCGUCCGUCCCAAUUUUGAUAGAUACACUCACUAUAGUGGAUUAGCAAGAAAAGUUUUUGAAAGAUAUGAUCCCAACUUCUUCGCAACAAGUCUAGAUGAAGCAUACCUAGAUAUUACAGAAGUCUGCAUUGAGAGAGGCAUUACAGGCGAGGAGGUUGCUUCUGAGCUUAGGGGUGCUGUUCACCAAGAAACUGGCCUAACGUGUAGUGCCGGUGUUGCUCCAAACCGCAUGAUUGCAAAGGUUUGCUCUGAUAUUAACAAGCCUAAUGGGCAAUUUAUUCUGCCAAAUGACCGGGAUGCUGUGACGACAUUUGUGUCAACUUUACCUAUAAGAAAGAUAGGUGGUAUAGGCAAGGUAACAGAACAGAUGUUACAUCAGGUUCUUGGAAUCAGUACAUGCCAGGAGAUGCUACAAAAGGCUGCUUUCUUAUGUGCUCUUUUUUCAGAAGGCUCAACUGAUUUCUUUCUUUCGGUUGGCCUUGGAUUAGGAGGUACAGAAACUCCUGAGCAUAGGCUAAGGAAAAGUAUGAGUUGUGAGCGAACUUUCUCUGCGACAGAUGAUUCUUCUUUGCUAUUCGAGAAGUUAGAUAAUCUCGCUGAAAAUUUAGCUGAUGACAUGCAAAAGGAGUGCUUGAAGGGAAGAACGCUAACACUCAAACUAAAAACUGCAGCUUUUGAGGUUAGGACGAGAGCAGCAACUGCACCGAACUAUAUCAGCUCCAAGGAAGACAUACUGAUCUACGCUAAGAAGUUGCUUAAGGCUGAACUGCCUCUUUCUCUGAGAUUGAUGGGGUUGCGAAUGUCUCACUUUCACGGUGAGAAGGAUGAUUCGACCAGCCCAACACAAAAGACGCUAGAUCGUUUUUUCCAUUCGUCAGAAAAUAACUCAAAUACCAAUGGAACAAAUGGUGCAAGUUCCGUUGAUGCCUCGGGAGGGAAUAACUAUUGUAAUGAUGUGACAACGAAGGAUGAGUGUUCGAUACAUGAUGCUGGAAAAGAUGUCUCGAUAGAUCAACAGGCAUUCUUCUCACAUAAUGAGAAAUUAUCUGUUCCAGAAGGUACUGUCUCAAGCAACAUGAAGGUUACACAGAUUGAGAAGUUUGAUGAGUCGGCCAACUGCAAAGCUCCCGCUUCAUCGAGUAAACCUGAUCAGCAUUUCUGGCUUGAUGGCUAUAUAUGUUCCCUCUGUGGGUUUGAACUACCUCCGUGUUUUGAGGAGGAAAGGCAAGAACAUUCGGAUUUCCACUUGGCUGAAAUGUUGCAGAAGGAAGAUGCGGCAGACAGACAUGGUCACCUCUCAAAGGAGAGGUUAGCUGAGAGGCCAUGCUCCACUACACCCACACAGAAGAAGAGACUGAAGCCCUCCAAAGAAGGCAAGCAUAUACCUAUUGAUUCUUUCUUCCUCAAAUGUAACAAGAAGAUGCACAGCUGCUUCCUUGCUCGGCCCUUCCAGCUCGCCUCUCUCUCCGGAGCGGCGUCAUCCUCCGCACCGGCAGCUCUCCCCUGCCGUCGGACCCCAUGGGCGCGCCCGGGUUCCGGCGGGGCGACCCUGACGCUACGGAGGCCAUCUCGCCGGAAGCCCCACGGCGCGGCGGAGAGCCUCGGCCGCCGCUGCCUCAGCUUUGCCGCCGCCGCCGGCCAGCUCUCCAACUUCAAUCGAGCACAACAUGAGAAGCUGCAGGUUGCUGUAUUCGCAACCAAAGCCACUGCGCAGUUAGAAAAUGGUCUUUCACUCCAGAGCCAGUACGUUGUUCCUGAAGAUGUCAAAGCGGCGGGGUUUCAGAUCGAUGCCGAUGAACUGACAUGGAUUGUCGAAAGCCGUGACACCGAAAGGUUGGCUGUCCAUGGCCAAUUAGAUGGAAUUGCAGACAAGUUAGCGACAUCGUUGACUGACGGGAUAAGCACGCAUGAGGACCUCUUGAAUCGGAGGCAGGAAAUAUAUGGAGUAAACAAGUUCGCUGAGAGCGAGGUCCGCAGCUUGUGGGAGUUUGUGUGGGAAGCACUGCAAGAUACCACUCUUAUAAUCCUUGCUGCAUGUGCUCUUGUCUCUUUGGCUGUUGGCGUCGCCACAGAAGGUUGGCUAAAUGGCUCCCAUGAUGGCAUUGGAAUUAUUGCGAGUAUCCUCCUGGUUGUUUCUGUUACCGCCACAAGUAACUACCAGCAGUCCUUGCAGUUCAGGGACCUGGACAAAGAGAAGAGGAAAAUUCUUGUUCAGGUUACAAGGAAUGGAUUCAGACAAAAGAUAUUAAUAGAUGAUCUUCUUGCUGGUGAUGUCGUCCAUCUGUCUGUUGGAGAUCAGGUUCCUGCGGAUGGUCUCUUUAUUUCUGGAUUUUCUGUGUUGGUCGACGAGUCCAGUCUAACUGGAGAGAGUGAGCCUGUUGAUGUAAAUGAAGACAAGCCUUUUCUUGUAUCAGGGACCAAGGUCCUAGAUGGGUCCGGUCAAAUGCUCGUUACAUCGGUUGGGAUGCGGACGCAAUGGGGCAAACUAAUGGCUGCUCUUACUGAAGGUGGGAAUGAUGAAACUCCACUGCAGGUUAAACUUGGUGGAGUUGCAAAUAUUAUUGGGAAAGUUGGUCUAUUUUUUGCAGUCUUAACUUUCAUUGUCCUCUCCCAAGAGUUAAUUGGCCAGAAAUAUCAUGAUGGGCUUCUUUUAAGCUGGUCAGGGGAUGACGUGCUAGAGAUACUGAAUCAUUUUGCGGUUGCAGUUACAAUCGUUGUCGUUGCUGUGCCUGAGGGGUUGCCGUUAGCAGUCACACUGAGCCUUGCGUAUGCAAUGGAGAAAAUGAUGAAUGACAAGGCACUGGUUCGGCAGUUGGCUGCGUGCGAAACUAUGGGAUCAGCCACGGUCAUUUGCAGUGAUAAGACAGGAACACUAACAUCCAACCGUAUGACUGUUGUUAAGGCCUGCAUCUGUGGGAACACCAUGGAAGUUAACGACCCACUGAGUACUUCAGAACUCCCACAAGUUGCGGUAGAAACUCUUCUAGAGUCCAUAUUUAAUAACACUAGUGGUGAUGUGGUAAUUAACCAAGAUGGGAAGCAAGAUAUAAUUGGUACCCCCACUGAGGUAGCUUUGCUGGAGUUUGCACUGUCCCUAGGUGGAAACUAUAAACAAAAACGGCAGGAAACUAAGAUCGUCAAAGUGGAGCCUUUUAGUUCAGCAAAAAAGAGGAUGAGCGUUAUUCUCGAGCUUCCUGGAGAACAAUACCAUGCACAUUGUAAGGGUGCUUCAGAAAUAGUACUGGCCGCCUGUGAUAGGUUCAUAGAUGACAGAGGUACUAUUGUUCCCCUUGAUAGGGAAACUGCGAACAAGUUCAGUGAUAUCAUUGAAAGCUUUUCCAGUGAAGCACUUCGGACACUCUGCCUUGCUUAUAGGGUAUUGGAAGAUGGCGCUACGCACGAUGAAAUACCGCCACAAGGAUACACAUUCAUUGCCAUUGUUGGUAUUAAAGAUCCUGUGCGCCCCGGUGUCAGGGAGUCUGUGGCAAGUUGCCGGUCUGCUGGCAUUGCGGUAAAAAUGGUUACAGGAGACAAUAUUAAUACAGCUAAGGCGAUUGCUCGUGAAUGUGGUAUACUUACUGAUGACGGUCUUGCUAUUGAGGGUGCUGAGUUUAGAGAGAAAAGCCCCAAAGAACUCCUUGAGCUGAUUCCAAAAAUGCAGGUACUUGCCCGAUCAUCCCCACUUGACAAGCAUACACUUGUGAAACACUUGCGCACAACGUUCAACGAAGUUGUUGCUGUGACUGGUGAUGGCACUAAUGAUGCACCUGCACUGCGUGAGGCAGAUAUUGGACUUGCCAUGGGCAUUGCGGGGACUGAGGUGGCUAAAGAGAGUGCUGAUGUCAUAAUUCUUGAUGACAACUUCUCCACGAUUGUCACUGUUGCGAAAUGGGGACGCUCUGUUUACAUCAACAUCCAAAAGUUUGUGCAGUUCCAGCUGACCGUUAACAUUGUUGCAUUACUAGUUAACUUCUCCUCCGCAUGCUUUACUGGUGAUGCACCACUGACAGCUGUUCAACUUCUUUGGGUUAACAUGAUCAUGGACACCCUAGGUGCACUAGCACUUGCCACUGAACCACCUAAUGAUAACUUGAUGGAGAAAGCACCUGUAGGAAGGACAGGAAAAUUCAUCACAAACGUGAUGUGGAGGAAUAUUCUGGGGCAAUCAUUGUACCAGUUCACGGUCCUCUGGUAUCUACAAUCUCAAGGGAGAUUUGUGUUUGGGCUUGAAGGCUCUGAGGCUGAUACUGUCCUAAAUACGAUUAUAUUCAACACUUUCGUCUUCUGCCAGGUAUUCAAUGAGGUCAGCUCGAGAGAGAUGGAGGAGAUCAAUGUUCUGAAGGGCUUGUCAGAGAACUCCAUUUUCGUGGGCGUUCUCACCGGCACUGUCAUCUUCCAGUUCAUCCUGGUCCAGUUCCUGGGCGACUUUGCUAACACCACACCACUGACCCAGCUCCAGUGGCUCAUCUGCGUCCUCUUUGGCUUUCUUGGUAUGCCCGUUGCUGCUGCAAUCAAGCUGAUUUCCGUAGAACCCCACUCAGAAGACGACGGGUAUGGAAAGUCGUAGGCUACGCAAAAAUCUCUGCAAUUUAUGUAUCGUGGAAGCUGGUGCUGACCCAAGAAUCCAGGAUUGGCACCAUAAAGUGAAGAAACAUCCAGUUCAAUGCACUUCUGCUUGCCUCAGAUCAGCCAUGCAGUGAAGAUUAACCAGCUGUAGAACUACUAAACUGUAAAGUGUGCAGCACAAAAAAAUUCAUACAUAUAUGAUACACUUUGUGCUAUGAGGUUCAACUGGU
Messenger RNA from Lolium rigidum, 5361 nucleotides. Its product is annotated as calcium-transporting ATPase 3, plasma membrane-type-like. The record is from RefSeq and is a predicted model, not a curated record. Gene Ontology annotation, cellular component: membrane; intracellular membrane-bounded organelle. The transcript has 21 exons. Gene Ontology annotation, molecular function: DNA-directed DNA polymerase activity; damaged DNA binding; P-type calcium transporter activity. Gene Ontology annotation, biological process: calcium ion transmembrane transport; DNA repair. The coding region runs from base 60 to 5132 and encodes 1690 amino acids. NCBI's taxonomy places the organism in Eukaryota, Viridiplantae, Streptophyta, Magnoliopsida, Poales, Poaceae.